Molecule: messenger RNA, 1293 nt
Organism: Penicillium lagena
Lineage: Eukaryota; Fungi; Ascomycota; Eurotiomycetes; Eurotiales; Aspergillaceae
Product: dienelactone hydrolase
Exons: 1
Coding region: 1-1293 (430 amino acids)
Source: RefSeq, a predicted model, not a curated record
AUGGGAUUCCUCAGCCGUCUAAUCCACCCGAGCUCGAACGCCAACUCCUCCACGGCGACGGCCGCACCCAACCCAGCCGACAAUAAUGCACGUCCCCAUGUGCACCGAACAACCAGCGCAAGCUCCACCAAAAGACACCACGACCGCGCCGCCGAAGAACGCAUAUUCCGCCAUCUCAUCCUCAUCUCAGACACGCGAUACGUCGGCCCGCGCUGCGUCCAGCCCUUCCAGGCCGAGGGAUUCGACGUCACACACAUCCCAUUUGGGGGAGGUGGUGAUUUCGAGCGGGAUCGCAAGGCGUUGGAGAAUCUCGUGCAUGAGAAGGAGGAUGAGUUGGAGACGGGGGAGAGAUAUGCGAUUGUUGGUAUGUUCUCCGACCUAUUCAUGGGAACUAAACGGGAGAGGGAAAUGCUGAUGGCUGACAAUGAAAAAAAAGCAUAUCACCGUCCUGCAUAUCUCCUCCUUGCAUCGCACCAUCUGAGUGCCAGCAAUACGAAUCCGUUUCCUCUACUGUGUGCGCUGAUUGCCUAUUAUCCUCUCCUAACACCAAAAUCAAACCCCACUGGUGGGUACACGGCCGUUCAUAGACAUGAAGCAAGCCAAUUCCAAAAACAAGAUGAUAAUGAGGACGACGAAGAAGAGGAUCACCAACCAGCCUGCAUGAAAACAGACACCAUAUUCUCCCCCGAAACAAAAACGACCUACCUCCCCAUCCAGAUCCACAUCGCGGGCCGCCAUCACCCAGAAUGCAACAACGGUGGAUGUCCAUGGCCGUGGAUAAGCGCCAGUCCUUCUGAAGGAGACGUCACCUAUAAAAAGCGGCAUCGAUGCUACGUAUUCGAAUACCCGGAACCAGACCCAGGGCCUGUAUUAGACAAUGGCUUGGAAAACGACGCGGCUAGCUCGCAGCUGGCGUGGAGCCGUAUGCUGGGCUGUCUACGGCGUUCGUUUGGAGUAGGUGCCCAUUGGCCGGUGCAGGGGAUUGAGACCGUUUGGGAAGCCUAUUGGAUGAGAUUAUGGAGUGGAAAGCACAAGAUUGAAAAAGCGCAAUCGGCGACGGGGUUGCUUGUGGAUGAGAGGCAUGGGACUUGGGCAGAGGACUUGGGGGUGGAAUGUGUUCCUACUGCUGGUGGUGGUGAGUUUACUGUCUUAUUUCUUUUUUACAUUGUUGGAAGGAAGGAUGCUGAUCGAUUCCAGGAAACAACGCGCCAACCCUCGGAUCCUUCUUUUCUCACUCAUUCAUCUCAACUGGCCCUGCAAGCCAGCACAUUCGGCUUCUGUCCAGAACAGUAG